This is a messenger RNA of Cimex lectularius (bed bug), 8049 nucleotides long. It is a transcript of the gene Ziz, whose product is annotated as dedicator of cytokinesis protein 9. The transcript has 35 exons. Gene Ontology annotation, molecular function: guanyl-nucleotide exchange factor activity. The record is from RefSeq and is a predicted model, not a curated record. Gene Ontology annotation, biological process: positive regulation of GTPase activity; small GTPase-mediated signal transduction. NCBI's taxonomy places the organism in Eukaryota, Metazoa, Arthropoda, Insecta, Hemiptera, Cimicidae. Bases 296 to 6589 code for a protein of 2097 amino acids.
CUAAAGCUAGAAUUCACACUAAUAUGAACGUAAUGUUUGAAAUUAUGUCGUUUAGGCGGCCGGUGGUCUUUGUCGGGCCGGGCCUUGUUCUCGGCGUGGCGCCACAGUCGUCCUUGUCUUUACGGGAAGGAUUCGUUUUUGUCUGAACCGAAAGCCCGAUGAGGACAGUUGGAGUCCGCAGCCUGCCAGCCCUGACGAACGGGCCGCCGGUGUAACAUCGAGAACAGCAUCCGUCGACGCGUCAUCCCAUAAUUUUCCACCGUUUGUAUGCUUUUCGACCCGAGGACGGGACGAGAUGAGCGAGAGGAAGUUCUCUCGGGGCCUGUGCAGGCCGGGGAUGGCAGCCCAGCUGCGGGAAUCCGUCUCCCAGGUCGUGAGAGAGAGCGCAGUCCAAAAUAAACUACAUCUGGUGGAGCCUCUAGAUUUUGAAAACUAUAUUUUGAAAAAUAAAACAAUACUGCAGAAUGAUCCACAACGAGAGUUACUGCUCUACCCUUCUGAUGACAUAUCACAAACUGUUUGGCCUAAAAAAAUCAGAACAGUACAUCCAACUUCGCCGCCGUUGAACGAACUGCAAGAUUGUUCCCUAUUUUCAAAAGAAUGCCUCAAAACUUACAACGCCAACUGGAACGCCAUCCAUUACAAGUACAGCGCGUACUCCGGAAGCUAUUUGGAGCUGCCAAAGAUUUUAAAAUCGGACGAAUUAAAAGACGAAGUGUAUGAAGUCGAUACGGAUUUAGACCAACUCGAUGAUGACGAAAAAAGACCAACCGAUGGUGUCAGCAAAGAGGGCUAUCUUAUGAAAGGGCCUGAAGUUGGGAGUGACAAAAUGUUCCCUAAUAUUGGUUCUAAAUCAUUCAAACGGCGUUAUUGUUAUUUAAGGCGUGAGGUUGAUGGGACUUACAUUUUAGAAUUGCACAAAGAUGAAAAGAAAGGUGAAGCAAAGGAUACCAUUGUUAUGGAUUUCUGUUAUGAAGUAGUGAAGAACAAUAAAAAAGGGAAGUUGUGUUUUGAAUUGCACAUGACUGCUGGCCAUAAAUCGUUUUGUUUGGCAGCCGAAUCUGAGCAAGAUGUAAACGAUUGGAUAAGCAAGCUCCAGCUUGUUUUGCAACAGAACAGACUACAGGAGGAAAAACGCGCUGGCUCUUUGGAAAGAACUUGUUCAACGUCAUCGCUUCCUCAAACGCCCAACUCUGAAACGAUGCUUAAUGUUUAUGGAACACUCCGUGGCCUGGAACAAAGUGUGAAUCCUCAAUUGAUGAAGUACGCAAGGGAAACAGACACCUCCAUCUCACUGGCUAGAAAAGAAAAUAGAAGGCGUUUAUUUUCUGUCUAUCCUUUUAUGCCUCAUACCAAAGUUGCGAAUCCCAACGAAGUGGCCGAACCAUUUCGUGAACACUUUGGGCAAAGGAUCCUCGUAAAGUGUCUCAAUCUGAGGUUCCGCCUCCAGGCUGCUAUCACUUCCGAAAAAGACGCGUACUUUCAGAUCGAACCGUAUUUUUUAGUCAUAAGCUUGUUUGAUGUGCGUGAGGGGCGCAAGCUCACCGAGGACUUCCAUUGGGAGGUAUCCUGUGAUGCCGUCACAGGGAUGAUUCUGCCUCCCGACGGACCCACAUUACCGGUUGGAAUGCCUGACGGCAAUCUCGACAACUGGCUCGAUAACCCAACACAGGCUAUUUUCAGCGUAAGUAACGUUCACUCCGAGAUUUAUAUUGUUGUGAGAAUAGAAAAAAUCCUUCAGGGAAGUAUAGCCCAAGCAGCAGAACCAUACAUGAGGACGGCGAAAGACCCAAAACUUGGCUUCAAAGUUCAUAAAACUAUUCAAACAUCUGCCCAAAGGCUUGGCAAGUACAGAAUGCCAUUUGGCUGGACGGCCCGGCCGCUCUUCAGGCUUUACAGCAACGAACCCGAUACGGUAUCUGACUUCAGUGCCAUUUACAGACAGGAGCCUGGCAAGCUUAAAGACGAGGAGCUCAUCAAAACACUUGCCGAGUUCAGAAAACCAGACAAACUUGGUAAAUUACCAGUGAUACCCGGAUGGCUGCAGAUCAAGGUCGAGCUUUUAAACGACAUUCCACAGAACACACUCACAAGUGGCCUUAACCCCUUGAAGCCAUUCCCACUUCCGCCAAGUUCCGAGCCAACCCUUGAAGUAGCCGAGUUGGCGCCAAAAAUUUAUCCUUAUACUUAUUUUUACAACCACCUGUACAUUUACCCUCAGUCGCUCUUGUUCGACACACAGAAGAGCUUCAACAGAGCACGCAACAUUGCAUGUGUGGUUCAAAUUAAAGAUUCAGAUUCAAUUACGUCCCAACCGAUUCCUUGCAUUUACGGGAGGAGGAAACAAGGAGAGUUCGUAAGCUGGGAUAGUUGUUGCAUUCUGCAUCAUAACACGACUCCGUCUUGGUACGAUGAAAUUAAAAUUCGUCUUCCAACGUGUAUUUUACCUUCGCAUCAUAUCCUUUUCACGUUCUACCACAUAUCUGUCGAAGGCUCGAAGAAAAAAGACACAGGGCUUGAAACGCCCGUAGGAUACGUUUGGGUCCCUCUACUAAAUAAAAAUAGGUUGAAUUUGGAUGAACAAACAUUGCCAGUUGCUGCGAACUUACCCCCUGGAUAUUUAUCGGUGCAGCCUUUAGGUUUAGGAAAAGGGUUUUCUGGUCCUGAAGUGGUAUGGAUUGAUGGGCAAAGGUCACUCUUUACUGUCAGCUUCAGCCUCCUCUCCACUGUCCACACAAUGGAUCAGCACCUUCACAACCUUUUUUCACACGCUGAAAAACUACAUUCGCCCAAGACUGUCCCACCACCUGAUAUUGAAACAUGCAAAAUAUUAAAGGCCACUCAUGCUGUACAACUUAACUCAGCAAUAGCUUUCCUUCCGACUGUUUUGAACCAGCUGUUUUCCCUCCUUGUAAAGUCUCCAAGUCACGAUGUCGCUACAAACAUCAUCAGGCUUUUAAUUCACAUCGUUUCAAUGGUUCAUGGGUCUGACAGAAGCGAGACGCUUAACACUUAUGUCAAGUUUGUCUUUGUCGGCGAAUCAUCAAACGGACGUACAGUUCACGAAGAGCUUGCAAAUCAUCUUCCAUCCCUCCUCUACCAAAAUAACACUGAUUUUCUAAUUGUAAAUAAAUUCUUAUCACAUUCCGGAUUUUUUUUCCAAGUUAUGGUAAAAUCUAUGGCUCAACAUUUACUCAACACUGGUAGAAUCAAGAUGCAUCGUCAUGAGAGAUUUCAGGCUGAAUUUUUAAGCAAAAUCGAAAACCUUCUAAAUGUUUUGAAUCCUUACUUAUUGUCAAAAUAUCGUGAAAUGCCGCAAGAGACGAAGCAGUUAAAUACCAGCAUUGCAAAUUUUCUUAAGAGGUGUCUGAGUUUUCUCGACCGGGGAUUUGUUCUGAAGUUGAUCGCCUGGUACGUCUCGACGUUCAGCGGUGAAGCCAGGAUCUUGCACGACCUCAAAUACACCUUCAUCAAUAUAAUUUGCUCGCAUGAACAUUACGUCGCUUUCAAUUUGCCCUUGCUACGGAUCAAGGGGCGAAACAACGACGGCUGUGAUUAUUGGCUUUCAGAGGAAUUCUGCAAGCAGCACUACCUCGCCGGCCUUCUCCUACUUGAGACAAAAUCAGCCCUCAAUCAGGAAUCGACCAUCCGGCAUGCCUCCAUCACAACCCUCAGAGACCUACUCGCUAAACACGAACUCGACGACAGAUACCAGUCAAAAGGUCAACUCGCAAGGAUAGCUGCUUUAUAUAUUCCAUGGCUGGGAAUAGUCGUGGAGAACCUGCAAAGGUUGACGGACAUAACUCAAACUGCUUCCCCUGGAGUUAGUUCGGCGGCAAGUUCGGUCAUUUCGACCCCUAGCAAGCCUCCUCACAGGUUCACUUUCCAUCAGGACAGCGUAUCCCUCAGGACAUCGCUAAACGUCCGGGACUCUACUUAUUUAGCAGCCAUCGCUGGGCCAGUAGUGGCCAAUGGGACUGAUGCUGGUUCAAAAAUAAGUCUCGAUUCCCAAGCAUCAACUGUCUCCGGUGAUGGGACGACUAUUUCACAAGAAACAGCCAUUCACCGAGAAGGGGAAAAUAUUAUCGUCUCCACCAAACACGCUAGAUCUGUAAGCGGAACGCAGGCUACUCCAGUGUUAAAAUGUGAUAAGCUACUUCCUUCUGAAGUAAAAGAUAUCCUCAUUUGUUUUCUUUUUGUACUGAAACACUUGUCACAUGACCAGAUAAUAUCAUGGUGGCAUAAUUGCACUCAGGACGAGAUAUUAAGCUUUUUCAAGAUAAUUCAGAUGUGCCUCCAUGAGUUUAAAUACACAGGAAGGAGACAGAUUGCGAAUGAAACGGAAAAUUCAUCAGCAGCCAGUAUGAACCCAGUGGUGAACAGAAGGGCAGGGAGCAGAUCGAUGACACUCCCUGCUAGGAUGCAGCCUCCAGAUUUUACAAAUGAUGCAGAAAAGACGGGAAACAACACUCCUGUUACGAACAAUUAUCAUCACCCUUUGCUCAGUGGGAGCAACAGCAUUGGCAGAGAAUCAGCACCAUUGAGAGAUAGUGAAUCCUCUUCAUUAUACCAGGCACUUUUAGAAGCGAAUUUAGCAACUGAGGUCGGCCUGACAGUUUUGGACACUCUCGGCCUUUAUUGCCUCCACUUCAGGGACAUUUUGAUGUCUGACGGUGGCGACAAUCCAGUUAUGUCUUCACUUUUCAACCUCUAUUUGUCCUUUUUACAAGUAGGACAGUCAGAAACACUUUUCAGGCAUGUGUUCGCCGCACUCAGAGCUUUUAUCAACAAUUUCUCCAAACCGUUGUUUCAAGGCAACGCUACUCUCUGCGGCCAACUCUGUUUGGAACUGCUCAGAUGCUGCAACAGCCGUUUGUCAGCUAUACGGCAAGAAUCUUGUGCCAUUCUUUACCUCUUGAUGAGGAGCAACUUUGAAUUCUCUUCUAGAAAAGGCUUAACGAGGGUGCACUUGCAGGUGAUAAUAUCAGUAUCUCAGCUCUUGGGAAACAUAGUCGGUCUCAACAAUGCAAGAUUUCAAGAGUCUUUGUCCCUCAUUAACAGUUAUGCUACAAGUGAUAAAGUGAUGAAAGGAACAGGGUUUCCAACUGAAGUGAAAGAUCUCACUAAAAGGAUCAGGACUGUCUUGAUGGCAACAGCUCAAAUGAAGGAGUUACACCAUGAACCAGAAGUGCUCACAGACUUACAACACUCACUGGCCAAUUCGUACGCUUCUACACCCGAGCUCAGGUUCACUUGGUUGCAGACAAUGACACGAAACCAUUCCAAUCUUGCCAAUUAUUCUGAGGCUGCUUGUUGCCAACUGCACAUUGCCGCCCUGAUGGCUCAGUAUUUAAAACUGAAAGGCGAACAGGACUGGGGCGCCGAAGCCUUCUCGCCAAUAUCAGCAAACAUCAUCAGAGAUGAAACAUCCUUGAAAUUAGAUUCAGGUGUACAAGAUGUUCAAUAUACAGAGCAAGGUUUGGUCGAGCAACUUGAGGUGUGUGCUGAGCUUUUGGAAAAAGCUGAGAGGUACGAGUGUCUCUACUUCCUCUACAACUUGAUCCUACCGAUUUAUCAGAGAAGGAGGGACUACACGUCAAUGUCCAGGGCUUAUUUCACCCUCUCACAAGCUAUUGCCAAAAUCAAUGCCGUACAAGGAAAACGCCUUCUUGGUCGAUAUUAUCGCGUUGUCUUUUACAAUCAGGCAUUUUUCGAUAAAGAAAGUGGCGUGGAGUAUAUUUACAAAGAGCCGAAGUUGACAUCGCUCUCAGAAAUAUCAGAAAGGCUCAUGAACCAGUACUCUAACAAAUUCGGUGCGGGGGCUGUGAAAAUCAUAAUGGAUUCUGCACCAGUAGUAGAAAGUGAUCUUGACAACAAAAUUGCAUACAUUCAAGUCACUAGUGUUGUGCCCUACUGGGAAAAAGCGGAGUUGGUCUCACGGCAAACAGAUUUUGAGCAGAACCACAACGUUGACCAAUUCAUGUACGAAACACCUUUCACAAAAGAAGGCAAACCUCGAGGCACCCCAGCAGAACAACAUAAACGACGAACAAUCUUAACAACGGAUUAUGUUUUCCCUUAUGUUAAGAAAAGACUGAAAGUCGUCAAAAGAGUCGAAUACGAUUUGUCACCUAUUGAAGUCGCUUUGGACGAAAUGCACCAGAGGGUGGCAGAACUCGAAGAAGUCGUCUUUACAAAGCCGCCUGAUGUCAAAAAACUUCAACUUAAACUUCAAGGCAGUGUAUGUGUUCAGGUCAAUGCAGGACCACUUGCAUAUGCAAAUGCAUUUUUAGACCCAGAUAACUUGCACAAUUAUCCAGAAGAAAAAGUUGAAGAAUUAAAGGAUAUUUUCAGGGAGUUCAUCAGAGUAUGUUAUGCUGCCCUCCAGCUGAAUUCAAAGCUAGUUAGAUCCGACCAGACAGAAUACCAGAUGGCACUACGCCAGAAUUUGCACAAAAUGGCACAGGAUCUCUCCAACAUGUUCUCAGAAACGCUCUGGCCCGAUUCCGAGCUGGGCAGCUUCAAGAGGAACUCGCAGGCCCUUUUCUCUGCCAUUUCUGGUGCCAGUUCCAACUCGAGCUCAGCAUGAGUGGAAAAAGGGAGUAACCUUGGUGUUUUAAACAAAAAACAAAAAUUGUUUAUUUUUUAUAGUCUUCCAUUAUUUAUUUUUCAUCAUUCACACUUUCAUAAAAAUUUCUUAUUGUUCCUUUUGUUUGUUUUUUUAUUAUUUUAUUUUUAAGCGUCUUUGUUUUUAAACUAGAAAGAAAAUGUGAUAUUUCCAAAUGUGGCUCUCUGGGACACAUGCACAUAAAAUGCUUUUUUUUAUAUUGAAAAUGAAUUGACUCCUAUAAUGUGAUAAAAUUAGAAACUUUUAAUCGCAAUGCAUGUAAUUGUGUAAAACACGGAAAAUUGCACAAAAAUUCACACUGCAUACAUUGUACAUCAUAUUAAAAGACUUGUAUUUCAUCUUUUGCUCAUUUACGGUUUUUAAAAAAAAGGCCUAUUCAAUAAAAAAUUAACAUUCUUCCUUUUACCAACUUUUAAGGAACCACACGUUUCCAAUUGUUCAUAUUGUCCUGUUUUAAAGGUUUAUCAAUAGUUUAGAAUGUAUUAUUGUGAAUAAAUGAAGAGGGUAUCAAAGGGGAAAAACACUUGCUCAAUCCCUUUCAACAUCGACGCCUUUUAAUAGCGCACAAUAGUACAUUUUUUACGUUGAAAUUCUAGUCACUGAUUUUUAUAUUGAUCGUGACAAAAUUACAGAUUUCUUUUCUCGUAUUUGAUACAAGUCUAUAUCUAGUCAUUUAUUUUCAUUGGAGCAAAACUUGAACGUAUUCGUUUUCUAAAUUUCCUGUUUAUUUUUAUUUUCAAGUGUUUGCAUUAAAAAAAGGAAAGAAAACUUUAGUACAAACUUGAACACACUCAGGCAUUUCUCAACGUACUUAAGAUUUAACGAAAUUAAUUUCAAUUAAGUAUAGCAUAGUAAGAAAUGCCCUUGCAUUUAUUUACAAAUGAUUGAUUUUCUUUAUUUCGUGCAGAUUGCUUUACUCCAAUUUAGUGCCAAAAUUGUAUUAUUAUCAUAUGUUUAAUUCAAGUUUUGUAUUGAUGGAAAAAAAUUCGAGUAAUAAAAUCAAGUUUAAAUUAAUAACUAAACCUUUGUACUAAAUAUGUUUAUAAUAAAUAAUUCAAGCUUCUACAAUAAUAACAUUUUUCUAUUAAAAAAAUAAAUAUAAUAUUUUCUAAUAAAUAUAUAAGGUUAAAGCUCAAUUUUUACAAAGCAUACGUUUUUAAGUAAUAAUAAAUAAUACUACCUGUUAUACAAUAGUAUUAUUAUUUUAAGUAUUUAUAUUUAAUGUUUUUAGCACAUGAAACCGGCAACGUUACUAAGUUAGAAGUUGUACAUUUACACAAAGUAACAGUUAGCUUGUAACUUGUGGGAUAAAUUUUGUUAUGUAUAUUUGAGUUUAUUAAACUGUUGUAUUAUUUAAUAACGAUUGUAGUUGAUAAAACGUGUAUAUAAUUUAUAUAUCACAAAUAAAUAUUUAAAAAAUA